CUGCAACCUGUAAGUAAAUAACAGCAACCAAACAGCGAGGCGAGUUUAGUGACACGUUUUUGUAUAAUGUCUGCUGACAGUAACACAUUUGAAAGCGUAAAAGCUGUUAUCUUGUCAGCUCAUAAAAGCGCCACAUCAGAAGAAAAGAUCAGUUUCUACAACCGGUGGGCAGAAAACUACGAUCAGGAUGUGGCCGUUUUGGAUUACCGUGCACCAAGUCUGGCAGCAGCCUGCAUCUCGUCCCAUUUCAGCAGCUUGCGAGAGGCAGCCGUAGUGCUAGAUGUGGCUUGUGGGACCGGACUGGUGGCCAAACACAUGAAAAAAGUCGGGUUUGAACAUUUUGUGGGUGUGGAUGGAAGCGAAGCCAUGCUGGGCAGGGCCAGAGAGAGCGGCUUGUACCGGGACUUGAAGCAGUGCAUGCUGGGAGAGGAGCGUCUCCCCGUACAGUGGGGCAGCUUUGAUGUGGUUGUAAUUGUUGGAGCGUUAAGUGUUGGUCAGGUCCCUAUUGGUAUCGCCAGAGAUUUGUGCAAUGCCACCAAACCAGGUGGCUGCAUUUGCAUGACAACCAGAAGUAACCAGGAUAACUUGGAGUACAAAGCUGCCCUUGACAGCGAGCUGAGGAAGAUGGAGGAAGAGGAGCUCUGGACUUGUUUAGAGGUCACCGAGGUCAAAGACUGGGAGAGGGCUGUAUCAGAGAAGGACAACGGCUACAUAUCUGGAGUUGUGUACCUCUAUAAGAAACUGUAACACAUUA
Molecule: messenger RNA, 754 nt
Organism: Poeciliopsis prolifica (blackstripe livebearer)
Lineage: Eukaryota; Metazoa; Chordata; Actinopteri; Cyprinodontiformes; Poeciliidae
Gene: mettl27
Product: methyltransferase like 27
Exons: 6
Coding region: 67-747 (226 amino acids)
Source: RefSeq, a predicted model, not a curated record